AUGGGCUUGGUUCGGACUAGAUUUGUGCCGAUCCAGAAUGACCGGUUUCUGGUCACCCUCAAGCUGCUGACGCAGAUGUCCUGGCAACAAAUCAUCGACGCGUACAACAAGCAAUUUGGCGAGGCCGCUUUGCCCGGAGAUGCUAGGAAUCGGUGGGCAAGGCAGCUUAAGGCGAACUCUUUCAGAGACUCGCUAGAAAAUAACGGCGAAUUGCAGGAGGGUGAAGUGGCGGAUGCGGUUGAGUUCCUUCGGGUUCAUGGUUUGGGCCAUCUCAAUAGCGAGGGCGAACGGUUCCUGCUCACUCACUCCGACACAUUAUCGAAUGAUGUCGAGUCUCUGCCUGCUCCUUCAGUGGCUUCCGCUCCACUAGCUGCCGCCUCCACUUCCCAAGAAUCUCCCAACAUUCCUAGGCGGACACUGUUGAUGACGGAUCCCCUUGUCCAGCCUGCGACACAGCUGCCCUAUGUUCCCGAACUUUCGCCGCUUGAGCAGAUAUGGUUUUCGGCAACUGGAUACAAUCCCUACCAACACUUCCUUGGUCCUUGUUAUCAGCCAAAUUCGGUGGGAGAGGCAUUGGCGGCGGAGAUGCCCAGGAAUCCCGAGUUUGGAUUCGACUAUUCAACGGAGUUCGUACCCGAGUUCGAAUCGGAAGUGCCGGCGGAGCCUGUCGACUCGCAGCUCCAUUUUCAAAACGAUACUCAAUUCUCCGCGACUGAGCGCUAA
Molecule: messenger RNA, 723 nt
Organism: Uncinocarpus reesii 1704
Lineage: Eukaryota; Fungi; Ascomycota; Eurotiomycetes; Onygenales; Onygenaceae
Exons: 1
Coding region: 1-723 (240 amino acids)
Source: RefSeq, a predicted model, not a curated record